Podospora anserina S mat+ is the source of this 210-nucleotide messenger RNA. RefSeq lists its product as uncharacterized. The transcript is spliced from 2 exons. Gene Ontology annotation, biological process: DNA-templated transcription. Gene Ontology annotation, cellular component: RNA polymerase II, core complex; RNA polymerase III complex; RNA polymerase I complex. The record is from RefSeq and is a predicted model, not a curated record. Gene Ontology annotation, molecular function: DNA binding; zinc ion binding; DNA-directed RNA polymerase activity. Lineage: Eukaryota; Fungi; Ascomycota; Sordariomycetes; Sordariales; Podosporaceae. The coding region runs from base 1 to 210 and encodes 69 amino acids.
AUGUCCGGCCAAGACUACGAAGCCCCCUCGGGCGCCUUCUCCCAGCGCGACGACGUCGCCGCCAGCUCGGGCACAAUGAUCUACCGCUGCGGCGACUGCGCCGUCCGCGUCCCCCUCGAAAAGGGCGCUCCCAUCCGCUGCCAAAAGUGCGGUGCCCGUGUCCUCUACAAGGAGCGCACCAGAAGAAUGGUUCAGUUCGAGGCUCGGUGA